Messenger RNA from Sorex araneus (European shrew), 1775 nucleotides. It is a transcript of the gene SIX2, whose product is annotated as SIX homeobox 2. The transcript has 2 exons. The record is from RefSeq and is a predicted model, not a curated record. Gene Ontology annotation, biological process: regulation of transcription by RNA polymerase II; kidney development. Gene Ontology annotation, cellular component: nucleus; transcription regulator complex. Gene Ontology annotation, molecular function: RNA polymerase II cis-regulatory region sequence-specific DNA binding; DNA-binding transcription factor activity, RNA polymerase II-specific. Bases 126 to 1025 code for a protein of 299 amino acids. NCBI's taxonomy places the organism in Eukaryota, Metazoa, Chordata, Mammalia, Eulipotyphla, Soricidae.
GCUCGGCGGGCGCCAGCGCCGGGCCAGGGGGGGGCCGGGCCUCCCGCCUCCCGGCCGGGACGGCCCGGCGGGGAGCGCCCAUGCCGGACGGCGGCGCGCGGUGAGGCGGGGGCGCAGCCGGCACCAUGUCCAUGCUGCCCACCUUCGGCUUCACGCAGGAGCAAGUGGCCUGCGUGUGCGAGGUGCUGCAGCAGGGCGGCAACAUCGAGCGGCUGGGUCGUUUCCUGUGGUCGCUGCCCGCCUGCGAGCACCUCCACAAGAAUGAAAGCGUCCUCAAGGCCAAAGCGGUGGUGGCUUUCCACCGCGGCAACUUUCGCGAGCUCUACAAGAUCCUGGAGAGCCACCAGUUCUCGCCGCACAACCACGCCAAGCUGCAGCAGCUGUGGCUCAAGGCGCACUACAUCGAGGCGGAGAAGCUGCGCGGCCGGCCGCUGGGUGCCGUGGGCAAGUACCGCGUGCGCCGCAAGUUCCCGCUGCCCCGCUCCAUCUGGGACGGCGAGGAGACCAGCUACUGCUUCAAGGAGAAGAGCCGCAGCGUGCUGCGCGAGUGGUACGCGCACAACCCCUACCCAUCGCCCCGUGAGAAGCGCGAGCUGGCCGAGGCCACCGGCCUCACCACCACGCAAGUCAGCAACUGGUUCAAGAACCGGCGGCAGCGCGACCGGGCGGCCGAGGCCAAGGAAAGGUACGAGGAGAACAGCGAGAACUCCAACUCCAACAGCCACAACCCGCUGGCCGCGUCCCUGAACGGCAGCGGUAAGUCGGUGCUGGGCAGCUCCGAGGACGAGAAGACGCCGUCGGGGACGCCAGACCACUCGGCGUCCAGCCCCGCGCUGCUGCUCAGCCCGCCGCCGCCGCCUGGGCUGCCGCCGCUGCACAGCCUGGGCCACCCCCCGGGGCCCAGCGCCGUGCCCGUGCCGAUGCCCGCGGGCGCGGGCGGCGCCGACCCGCUGCAGCACCAUCAUCGCCUGCAGGACUCCAUCCUCAACCCCAUGUCGGCCAACCUCGUGGACCUGGGCUCCUAGAGCCUCGCGGGCUUAGCGUUGGGGACCCGAGAGACGCGGGCAGGGAGGCGGCCCCACUUCCCGGACCCGCCAGGUACUGGCAGACGCGCUGGCCCCCAGCCGGGCGCGGGAGGGGGCGCUCUGGUUGGGCCCCGGGGGCGGGAUUCAUCUUCAGCAAGUUGUUUUCUGAGAACCUUUGAGACUUGGACCGGUCUCGAACCAGGGAUUAGAAUAAAUUAUGCACCAUCCUCAUUCUCCUCUCCCUACUCUCCUUUCUUCCCUCACCUUCCCGCGCUCUCUUCCUGUCCUAUCCUGUCCUCUUUCUCCUCUGGCGCUCUCCUUCCAAGGUGCUCCCUUUCUUCCCUGCCCCGCUCCAUUCGCCAGGUUUCUAUUUCUCUGUUACCGACAUCCACUUGCACUCUGGUCUCCCUACACCCCCAUCCCCGCCUUUCUGUCCUUCACCCUUUACCACCCCCCAGACGUUCUCUUCUUUCUCCCAGUAAUUCUUUCAGACUUUCUCCGGAGGUCCUCCCCCUUGGGGCGGUCAGCAAGUGGAAACUGCGGUAACCCAAGCACAAGAAGGGGCUGCAGCGUGGAAGCUAGAUGCUCCCCUACCACUCAUUCCUCACCACCCCCCUCCAUGAGGUGUUGCCAUUCCCUCUCCUAGUCCUGAAGGAUUGGGGCUCCCCCUGCUCCCGCCAGAGCGCCCCUCCUGAGCCUCAAACUUGCCGCUUCCCCCUUAAGCCCUCAUGUGAAUGUUCUCGAAAAAUA